AACCCCGAACCCUUCAUUUGGUCCACCUCCCUCUGUACACUACACACCACACUCCUUUGUCGUUCGUAACUGGCAACUGAACAAGAAUCAUAAUUCAUACUAUAGGCAUGGCAACCAUUCAUCUUUCUUCUGCUUUUGCCGCCACCAUCUCAUUCUCCCUCUUCAAAUAUCUCACCGUCACCGACCUUCCAUUUCCAUUCGAUUCCAAGCCCCCAACCACAACGAAACGCAUUCCAUUCCACACCGUCACGCAAAUCAACUCCUCCUAUGCCUCCCCCUCACUCGUUCGUAACUUCUUCUCUUUCAUCCAGUUUCUCUCUACCACUUGUUUAUUUAUGGCAAUCGAUCGAUCGUGUUUGUUUGUUUGUUUGUUUGUUUGUUUGUUUGUGUUGUUGUUGCAGUUCGAGUCUGGUAAUCAUGGCGUGGGACACACAGGGGAAAAUUAUUCAGAUGCAGAAGAAGCACGUACGAAAACGAAGAUCGUAUGCACGAUUGGUCCAUCUACAAGCUCACGUGACAUGAUUUGGAAACUCGCUCAAGCGGGAAUGAACGUCGCGCGUUUAAACAUGUCGCACGGGGACCAUGCUUCUCACCAGAGAACCAUCCAUUUCGUCAAUGAGUACAAUUCUCACUUCCAAGACAAGGUCAUUGCCAUCAUGCUUGACACCAAGGGUCCUGAAGUUAGGAGUGGAGAUGUACCACAGCCAAUUUUGCUGAAAGAGGGGCAAGCAUUCAAUUUCACCAUUAGGAGAGGGGUAUGCACAGAAGACACUGUAAGUGUGAAUUAUGAUGGUUUUGUCAAUGAUGUCGAGGUUGGAGACGUCCUCCUCGUUGAUGGAGGAAUGAUGUCUCUUGCUGUAAAGUCAAAGACAAAAGACAUUGUUAGUUGUGAAGUUAUUGAUGGUGGAGAACUGCAAUCUAGGCGUCAUUUAAAUGUCCGUGGAAAAAGUGCAACGCUUCCUUCCAUAACUGACAAGGACUGGGAAGAUAUCAAGUUUGGCGUGGACAAUCAAGUAGACUUCUAUGCUGUAUCAUUUGUCAAGGAUGCUGCAGUGGUUUAUGAGUUAAAAAAAUUUCUCAAAAGUCAUAAUGCUGAUAUACACGUGAUUGUAAAGAUUGAAAGUGCAGAUUCCAUUCCAAAUCUUCAUUCAAUACUUUCAGCUUCAGAUGGGGCCAUGGUUGCUCGGGGGGACCUUGGAGCUGAACUUCCCAUAGAGGAGGUUCCUUUAUUGCAGGAGGACAUCAUUAGAAGAUGUCAUAAUAUGAAAAAGCCAGUUAUUGUGGCAACAAAUAUGCUUGAAAGCAUGAUUAAUCAUCCCACACCAACUAGGGCAGAAGUUUCGGACAUUGCAAUUGCAGUAAGACAAGGUGCUGAUGGUAUCAUGCUUUCAGGAGAAACUGCACAUGGAAAGUAUCCAUUGAAAGCAGUUAAAGUUAUGCAUUCGGUGGCUCUAAGAAAUGAAUCAAGUGUUCCCAGAAGUGAUGCUUAUCCAUAUCAAUUGAGUUCCCAUAAAAACCAUAUGGGAGAAAUGUUUGCUUUCCAUGCGACAACUAUGUCCAACACUCUUAAUACUCCUAUUAUUGUUUUCACCAGAACAGGAUCCAUGGCUAUUUUUUUGAGCCAUUAUAGGCCCUACUCAACAAUCUUUGCAUUCACAAAUGAUGCAAGGAUUAAGCAGAGGUUGGGACUUUAUCAUGGUGUCACGCCCAUAUACAUGCACUUUUCAAAUGAUGCAGAAGAGACCUUCUCUAGAGCCCUCAAACUACUAUUGAGUAAGGGUCGUUUACAGAAGGGACAGCAUGUUACUCUUGUUCAAAGUGGUGCACAACCAAUCUGGCGUAAGGAUUCCACUCACCACAUUCAAGUUCGUCAGGUUUAUGGAUAAAAUUUAUCUUUGAAGGAUCUUUCUACAUCCUGACCAUGCAAUUGUUUAUCCCCCUGUCCCUCCCCCCUCUUGUUUUCUCUCUUGUAACUAGUUAUGCUUCCUUUGAAUUAUAGUUAUGGCUGUAAUGCUUGUGAAACCCCAAAGUUGGACCAUGUAGGAAUCUUUAUGAUGCAAAUAAGGAUUUAUUGAUGUGUAUUACCAA
Lotus japonicus is the source of this 2088-nucleotide messenger RNA. RefSeq names its product pyruvate kinase isozyme G, chloroplastic. Lineage: Eukaryota; Viridiplantae; Streptophyta; Magnoliopsida; Fabales; Fabaceae. The coding region runs from base 108 to 1886 and encodes 592 amino acids. The record is from RefSeq and is a predicted model, not a curated record. Gene Ontology annotation, biological process: glycolytic process. Gene Ontology annotation, cellular component: chloroplast stroma; cytoplasm. Gene Ontology annotation, molecular function: magnesium ion binding; pyruvate kinase activity; potassium ion binding. The transcript has 11 exons.